Molecule: messenger RNA, 1372 nt
Organism: Acomys russatus (golden spiny mouse)
Lineage: Eukaryota; Metazoa; Chordata; Mammalia; Rodentia; Muridae
Gene: Slc38a8
Product: solute carrier family 38 member 8
Biological process (GO): amino acid transmembrane transport
Molecular function (GO): amino acid transmembrane transporter activity
Source: RefSeq, a predicted model, not a curated record
GAGAGGCAGCCUAAAUUGGAAUCUGCUGGUCCAGGACUGUGGCGCCCCUUGCUGGGUCUGCCAUGGAGGGACAGCCCAGAGGGAGCAGAGGUCUUCCGGAGAAGCCCCUCCCUGUCACCCCCAAUCCCACCCUGUCCUCACUGGGCGCCGUAUUCAUUCUCCUGAAGUCUGCUCUGGGUGCCGGCCUGCUCAACUUCCCCUGGGCUUUCUACAAGGCUGGAGGCACAGUGCCCACCUUCCUAGUGACCUUGGUCUCUUUGGUCUUCCUGGUCAGCGGCCUGGUCAUCCUGGGCUACGCAGCUUCUGUCAGUGGCCAGACCACCUAUCAGGGUGUGGUCCGGGAGCUGUGUGGGGCAGCCAUGGGAAAGCUGUGUGAAGCCUGCUUCCUGACCAACCUGCUCAUGAUUUCUGUGGCCUUCCUCAGGGUGAUUGGGGACCAGCUGGAGAAGUUGUGUGACUCUCUCCUGCCUGGCGUCCCACCGCCCUGGUAUGCAGCCCAGCAAUUCACCCUGCCCCUCAUCUCUGUGCUGGUCAUCUUUCCCCUGUCAGCAUUGCGGGAGAUCGCCUUCCAGAAGUACACCAGCAUCCUAGGUACUCUGGCUGCUUGCUACCUUGCCUUGGUCAUCACAGUGCAGUACUACCUGUGGCCCCAGGGCCUGGUGCGCCAGUCUCAUCCUUUGCCAAGCCCGUCUCCCUGGACCUCUGUGUUUAGCGUCUUCCCUACCAUCUGCUUCGGAUUUCAGUGUCAUGAGGCCGCCGUUUCCAUCUACUGCAGCAUGCGGAACCAGAACCUCUCCCACUGGGCCCUGGUUUCUGUGCUCUCCUUGCUGGCCUGUUGCCUUAUCUACUCCCUGACAGGGGUUUAUGGCUUCCUGACCUUCGGGACAGAAGUUUCUGCGGAUAUCUUGAUGUCUUACCCAGGCAAUGACACAGCCAUCAUUGUAGCACGUGUUCUCUUCACUGUCUCCAUUGUGACAGUCUACCCCAUUGUAUUGUUCCUGGGGAGGUCUGUGAUGCAGGACUUUUGGAAGAAGAGCUACUGGGCCACAUGGGGAUCCCCAGUGCUGGCUGACCCCUCAGGGCCAUGGGUUCGGCUGCCACUAACCUUUCUAUGGGUGGCAGUGACGCUUGCCAUGGCUUUGUUCCUACCGGACCUCAGCGAGAUCAUUAGCAUUAUCGGUGGCAUCAGCUCCUUCUUCAUCUUUAUUUUCCCUGGUUUGUGCCUCAUCUGUGCUGUGGACACGGAGCCCAUAGGACCAAAGGUCAAGUGCUGCCUGGAGGCCUGGGGCACCCUCUCCGUACUGGUGGGCACUUUCAUCUUUGGGCAGAGCACAGCUGUGGCCGUGGUGGAGCUGCUGUGAGAGGCUUCUGG